CUGUGAAUGUGUGUGUAAAUCAGCAACACCCACAAGGCUAUGAGUGUAAUUCAAAAGGAAUAUUCAUAUUCCCUCCAUGAUCAUCCAUUCCCAGCUGGGCUUCAUUGUAACUCAGACAUUUACAGCAGCAGACAGAAGAAAAUGGUGUCUGAGACUCCCUUCAUCCCCUCUCCAACUCCCAAGUUCUGCAACUCCCUUGCUAACCGUAUUUUUUUGGAUGUUGCUGGGGAUAUCACAAUCGUGGUUGAUGGAGAGUCUUUUCUACUUCACAAGUUUCCCCUAGUGUCGCGAAGUGGGAAGAUUCGGAAAAUGGUGGCGGACGUCAAGGAUUCCAGCCUCUCAAAGCUGGAGUUCCUCAACCUACCGGGCGGACCGCGUGCCUUUGAGCUUGCCGCUAAAUUCUGUUACGGUAUGAACUUUGAGAUCAAUACUGGAAAUGUUGCUCAGCUCCGGUGUGCUGCAGAGUACCUGGAAAUGACUGAAGACUACCGGGAGGAGAACCUCAUCACCCGGGCAGAGACCUACCUGAAUGAGGUUGUGACUCAGAGCCUUGAGAAAUCGGUGGAAGUUCUAUCCUCCUGCGAGAUGCUGGCUCCUAUGGCGGAGGAGGUGGGGAUCCCAGACAAAUGUGUGGAUGCCAUUGCCUUGAAUGCCUGUAAGGAGCAGUUGGCAUCGGGUUUCUCUCGUUUGGAUUGUGAUGAUGGAUGUGCAGAGCUUAAGAGCGGCAGGCUGGAAUGGUGGGUCGAGGAUCUUUCAGUGUUGAAGAUUGAGUUUUACCAGAGAGUCAUCGCUGCAAUGGGGGGAGCAGGGGUUCAACCGGAUAGCAUUGUCGCGUCCUUGAUGCAUUAUGCUCAGGCAUCAUUGAAGGGAAUCGGGAAGCAGCAAAUCUGGCACCCAACGAGGAUGAAGCCGAGCCCUGGGAUGGUGGAGAACAGUCAAUGCGUCAUUGUGGAAACCCUAGUGAGUCUUUUACCGGCAGAGAAGAGCUCAUCGAUUCCCCUGAGUUUUCUGUUCGGGAUGCUGAGGAUGGCGAUCUUGGUGGGUGCCAAUGUGGCCUGCAGGCUUGAGCUGGAACGGAGGAUUGGCUUUCGGUUGGAGAUGGUUUCCCUUGAUGAUCUGCUGAUACCGUGUGUCCAGACCGGGGAUUCCCUGUUUGACGUCGACACUGUCCACCGGAUUCUGGUGAAUUUUCUGCAGCGGAUUGAAGAGGAAGAAAAUGAAGAGUACGGGUAUGAAUCUGAAGCCCUGGGCUCUCCGAGCCAGGGUUCUGUCUUAAAGGUUGGACGUCUCAUCGACUCAUAUUUAGCCGAAAUUGCUCCUGAUCCUUACUUGAAUCUACAGAAAUUCAUGGCAAUGUUAGAGAUACUACCUGAUUAUGCCCGUGUCAUUGACGACGGGCUGUACAGAGCUGUCGAUAUAUAUUUGAAGGCGCAUCCUAUGCUAACCGAGCAUGAAUGCAAGAAGCUCUGCAAGUUUAUAGACUGCAAGAAGCUCUCUCAGGAGGCAUGCAACCAUGCAGCACAGAAUGAUCGGCUGCCAGUUCAGAUGACAGUGAGGGUCCUCUACUUUGAGCAACUCCGGCUGAAGAGCUCCCUGUCAGGAAGUUCUGGAGACGGGUUCCUCUCGCAGAGAAUCAGCAGCGGUGUUCCCAGUGCUGCCAUGUCCCCUCGAGACAACUACGCUUCCCUGAGGAGGGAGAACCGGGAGCUGAAGCUUGAGAUCUCAAGAAUGCGGGUGAGGCUAAGUGAGUUGGAGAAGGAGCAGUUGUUCAUGAAGCAAGGGAUGAUUGAGAAAUCCGGGAAUGGGAAAACGUUCCUCACCUCCAUUUCAAAAGGGAUUGGGAGGAUUGGUAUUUUCAGCAGCCCAGCAGGAGGGAAGAGGAAAUCUGGGAGGAAGUCCCGUGUAACAGAGGGGAAAACCGGUAGGAGCCGAAGGCAUUCUGUUUCCUAGUUUCCAAGGUAAAAUUGAAAGAUUCCUAAACUAUAUUGACUUCAUGAAUCACAAGAAGGGCUCAGGGUUCAUGAUUCAGAGGAUUGAACCUAGAAUAUGACACAACCCUCAUGGGAUCUACCCAGAAGGUAUAAAUUUUGAAACCUAUCGGAAACUUGACAGCUACUGGUAUGGAAGCAACUUGGCACACCACACAUAAACCUUGAGCCUUAGCUCAGGCUCCUGAAUGGGGAUACAGAGACAAUCAACCUGGAUCAAGAGUCUGCCCAAAUGUAAGAUCAUUCUAUGUGUUCCCCAAAUUGAAGCUUGAAGAGUAGAAUUUCUAAUCUAUGAUUCAUUUUCAAUUUCGGAUUAGGUGCAGUUGUUACCAUCCAACAAUGUAGUGAUUUUGAGUUAAGACACUAAAAUCCAUUUGAUUAUCA
Messenger RNA from Vitis riparia (riverbank grape), 2372 nucleotides. RefSeq names its product BTB/POZ domain-containing protein At3g08570. NCBI's taxonomy places the organism in Eukaryota, Viridiplantae, Streptophyta, Magnoliopsida, Vitales, Vitaceae. Gene Ontology annotation, molecular function: protein binding. The record is from RefSeq and is a predicted model, not a curated record. The transcript has 4 exons. Bases 40 to 1950 code for a protein of 636 amino acids.